AUGCGCAUGCGUUGUAGGGAAGAUCAGAUCGUCAACAGGCGCAUAGACCAGAGCUAUAAGCUAGUUGCCGAGCCAUAUUGCUAUGCUAGGUGAAAUUAAAACUUGUUUACCAGUAACGUUAAUGUAUUUACGUUAUUUUGAACAAUUUAUUUGAAGUUAUUCUAAACCAUACACAUAACCGCAGGAUAACUAUACUGCUAUGGUUGUGUGGCAGUGGGUACGGACAAAACAUUUGCUUGUAGCACAGCCUGUGUUAGCUAGAUAACUAAGUUGUGUGUAGCUAACGUUGUAGCAGCAGUUCUAUUAAAACUGCUUCUACGAAAUAAAGCUAGCUAGCUAAACAGUAAUAAUGAAAUAUAAGUUAUGUUUCAAACUCAGAUUGUUUGUUCAAGGUAUAAGCCAGUCAGAAUGACGGAGGAACCUGUACCUAAAAAGGUUCGCCUCAGUGAAUCUGAUCUGAAGACUCUUACAAGAGAGGAGCUCUGUGAAAGAUGGAAGCAGGAGGAGGCUUAUGUGCAGAUGCUUGAGACUAAAUAUGCAGAUUUGAAUUCAAAUGAUGUGACGGGCCUUCGGGAGUCUGAGGAGAAAUUGAAACUGCAGCAACAAGAGGCAGCCAGGAGGGAGAACAUCCUUGUUAUGAGGCUGGCCACGAAGGAGCAGGAGAUGCAGGAAUGCACUACCCAGAUCCAGUACCUGAAGCAAGCCCAGCAACCCAGUGUGGCCCAGUUGAGAUCCACCCUGGUGGACCCAGCAGUCAACUUGUUUUUCCUCAAGAUGAAGAGUGAACUGGAAGAGAACAAAGACAAACUGGAGCAAGCCCAAAAUGAACUGAGUGCCUGGAAAUUUACGCCUGAUAGCCAAACGGGGAAGAAGCUGAUGGCUAAGUGCAGGAUGUUGAUCCAGGAAAACCAGGAGUUGGGCAGACAGAUCUCUCAGGGUCGUAUUGCCCAGCUGGAGGCCGAGCUGGCCCUGCAGAAGAAGUACAGCGAGGAGCUCAAGAGCAGCCAGGAUGAGUUGAAUGACUUCAUCAUCCAGCUGGACGAGGAGGUGGAGGGCAUGCAGAGCACCAUCCUGGUCCUCCAGCAGCAGCUCAGAGAGACUCGCCAGCAGCUGAAUCAGAGAGAAGGCUCCGUUCCCCUGUCUGCUCCCACCUCAGCCCCCCUGGACCACCAGCCAGAGCCAGAGGAGAAUGACCGCAAGAUGGGAUUGGUCAAGGCCAAUGGGCCAGGCAACACCAGUCCCUCUAAUGUGACCGAGACAGAUUCUGGCCCCUCCCCUUCCACACAUGUAGAGACAUGCGUCAAUACAGAGCAGGAUCAGGAGUCCCUACUGUCCCCCUCCAACACAGGCACGGACUCCAAACUCUCUAGCCACUCUAGGACCAUAACCCAGCAGCUUAGCCAGGGCUAUUAUGAGACUGUAGACUCCCCCGCAGGUAGUGAGACCUCGGUCACUCUACACUCCAUAGACUGGAACCAGGACCCCCAAGAGGUCAGGACAGUGACACGGACUAGGUCUGGCACAGACUGCAGGACUGCGGGCGCGUUACAUACCCAGAAUGGCUUGAAUGUCACAAUGUAGGGUCUGGGACAUUUAGGGCCGGUCCCCCAGACCCACUUUAAGCCCUAGCUUUGGACAAAUCUUUUAAUGGAUCUAACUCAUGGCCGACGGUACUGGCCUGGGAUUCUGAUGGAGUCUUAUGGAUGCCCCAUGUAGAAAACAAAAGGUUCACCGGUAGAUGCUGAAUAUGAGGAUUCAGUGAGACAUCCGUAAUGAUUUUUAUAUAAUACAGUGAGCGUGUUGUCUCAGUUUGUGCACGUAAGAUGGUGUGAGAUGGUUACGACAAUGCCAAGUCAGACUUUUAUUUGUUUUAAGUGGAACAAGUUUGCAAACUGGUUUUAAGUUGUCAUGCAGCUUAAUUUUUUGUUUUGCACUUGAAUAUGAUUUCCCAUUGUGAAAAAGUAAUGUUUACAAAAAUGUGGCAUCCUGAAUUUGUUAGAUGUUCAUCUCGGACAAUAAAGACUUUUGUAUGUAA
Molecule: messenger RNA, 2035 nt
Organism: Esox lucius (northern pike)
Lineage: Eukaryota; Metazoa; Chordata; Actinopteri; Esociformes; Esocidae
Product: pre-mRNA-splicing regulator WTAP-like
Exons: 7
Coding region: 364-1581 (405 amino acids)
Biological process (GO): regulation of alternative mRNA splicing, via spliceosome
Cellular component (GO): nucleus
Source: RefSeq, a predicted model, not a curated record